Vigna angularis (adzuki bean) is the source of this 3161-nucleotide messenger RNA. RefSeq lists its product as uncharacterized. Bases 895 to 1752 code for a protein of 285 amino acids. Lineage: Eukaryota; Viridiplantae; Streptophyta; Magnoliopsida; Fabales; Fabaceae. The transcript has 7 exons. Gene Ontology annotation, molecular function: RNA binding. The record is from RefSeq and is a predicted model, not a curated record.
UUGGGUUUGGAAAACUGAAGUGUCGAAAACUGAAACCCUGGUUCUACUUUUCCUUUUUAUUUAUUAAUUUAAUUUUGUUUUCCUAUUGAUAUUGAUUCACUCAUUCAUUCCUUUGAUCCAAGUCUCUCUCUUUGUGGCCGUUGCUUCUUCCUCUUGCCUUUCAAUUUCCUUCACUCUUUGAGCCACAAUGAAUGACUUUCACUUUUCUCCCACUCUCCCUCCUAUUCCUCCAUCUCUCCACCCUGUCAACAAACAUCAUCGUCACCAACAACAACUGCAACAACCAUAAUUCAUAAUUCACAAUUCAUUACCCUAAAAACCAAAACCCUUUUCUCUUGUCGAUUCUCUUCUCUUCUCUUCUACCAAAAACCCAGAUUCUUUUUCACUCUCACCAUCACCUUUUUCACCUUCUUACUCCAAUCACUCUUCUAUCCCACCACCCUUCCUUUUUCAAUUCUCUUUCCCCUUCUUCCCCACCACAAUUCUAGGGUUUUUCCAUUCUUCCUUUUUUUUUUUUUUAAUUUUAAAUAUAUAAAGAAUAUAAUUUCCAAAUCCCCUUUUUCUCGCCACUUUUAAUUCCCUAGGUUACCCUCUCAAAACUGUGCCUUUCGAUCUCCCCUUCCUCUCUCUCUCUCUCUGUAUAUAUACUUCCUUUGAUUCUCAGUAUAUUUCUUCUAAAUCUUCACUCUCUUGUCCUUUCCUUUUGGUUUUCUCCACACACCCACACGCAAUUCUUCUUCCUUCUCUUUUCCUUACCAUGUCUUAGCAGCCCAACCCAAAUCUCAAUUUAUCUCUAUUCAUUGCGUGAUUCAUUGAUUUUGCCUCUCCUCUCCGUUGCUGCUGCCGCUGCUGUUGUUGUUGUGUGCCUGUGGCGGAGCAUAGUGAUCGUUGUUAAUGGCGUACCAAGCGAUCCAGGGUCCGAGUUCGGGAUCGAGUUCGAGUUCGGGGUUUCAGAUACUCAAUUCUCCUUUCGGAGACACCACUUACACCAAAGUCUUCGUCGGAGGGUUGGCCUGGGAGACUCAGAGCGAAACCAUGCGCCGCUACUUCGAGCAGUUCGGCGAGAUUCUCGAGGCCGUCGUCAUCACCGAUAAGAACACAGGGCGAUCCAAGGGCUAUGGUUUCGUGACUUUCCGGGAUCCCGAGGCUGCAAGGAGAGCCUGUGCUGAUCCAACUCCUGUUAUUGAUGGUAGAAGGGCGAACUGUAAUCUAGCUUCACUUGGUCGACCACGACCCCCUUUGCCUUAUGGACGGGUAAGACCUGCCUCCCCUUAUGUUGGAAGUGUGCAAACACCUCGCGGUGGCUAUGUUGGAGGCUUUGGGUACCAGCAACCGCUUUCUUACAGCUAUCAACAAGGAUUAGUUUACCCUCCAUAUGGGUAUACGGCAUAUGGACCAGAGUACAUCUACCCACAGAGUCUGUAUAACCCAUAUAUGGGGCAACAGUACCUUCAGUUAUAUGGAGUGCCUGGAACAGUGAAUACAACUAUUUACCCCUAUGGACAAUUGGGUCAGGCUGUACCUAGUGGUCAUGGUUAUUCGGCAAUGCAGGGUUAUACAGUACCAGGUCAUCAGAUUGUGCCCUAUGGGGGAUCUAAUGUUAAUGCCAUAACAACUUCACCUAUGCCUGCCAUUCAAGCCUCAUUUCCCAGUGGAAUUGCUGCACCGGUUCCUGGCCAACCGCAAUUUAUUGUUCCUGCUCCUUCUCCUCAGUUCAUGCAAGGUGGUGGUCCUGACCAAACAGCUGGGUGAGGGGGCGAAUAAGGUAUCCUUAGUUUGCAGCAGGACUAAGAGAAGUGGAACUGCUACUUGAGUGGCGGGAUUCCAAUCUAGCCUUGGAAGUUAAUUAUUUUGCAUUCUAGAGGUAUGUUGCUUUGUUUUACAUUGCCUUGAUGAGGAUGGUGAAAAUGGGUUAAACUUGCAAUUGAUAACUUACUUUUUAUCUUAAUAAGCUGAGAAUAGUAAAUAGACAUCUUACAUUUCUUAAAAUUAUUAUGGAAUUGGGAUCCUUCUUGAGAUUAUUUUGUCUAAUUCGAAGCUGUAACUUGCAAUCCUAUUUAGUUUAACACAAUUGAGUUCAUAAGGCUGGGUCAAUAUGCUCCAGGUAACAUCUGCUUGUUAAUUUGCCUCACAUUGAAUAUUAGUGAGCCAUGUCUGAGUUAAAAACUCAGUCCUCUUGGCUCAUUUCCUGCUGUACUAAUUGGUAAGAAUAGCUCCUAUUAUAAUCUUAAGUAAAAAAGGGGAGAGAAAAUUAGUGACUGCAAGAUUUGUUAAAGUUCAUAUUUCAUUAUGUUUAUUUCGUGAGGGUAUUAAUUCGCCAUGUUAUUGAUGUACAAUUCUUAAUUUGUCCGUCUCUCUAAGUAAAUAGAGGUUUGCAAUAUAAUAGUAUUAACUUUUUUUUUAUACAAGUAUGUCAUUAUGUCUGCUAUAUUUUAUUUUGGCAUCUUAUUGAUAUUUGGGUCUCAUUUACUCAUGGCAUGAAGGUUUUAUUGCUCUAGGGGAUCUGAUUCCUAUAUUCGUUGUUUUCUAUUGAUCUGAAAUUGAAAAGUUGGCACUGCAAAUUAUAUUCUUUAGCUAGGUUAUCUAACAAAUGUUAUGAUAUGCAGGUCAUAUAGUCAUGCUCACCAAGUUGUGUCUGAGUCGCUCCAGAUGGGGAAGGAAACUGGAAUGUGCGGGCUGCUUUUCCAUUUGGACAUUUACACUAGUGUAUUUAUACCUAAUACUACCUGUACUCGAGAAGAGUGGCAGUAGUAUUGAAUCAAUGGGUGCUGGAAUAGGUUUCCAGCUGCCACGUAGGGAAUAAACUUCUGUAAAAAGGAAAAUCACGUCUGAAUCAAAAUAUGAUUCUUUGUAGUCUUGUCCAGCAUUGAGUUUGUAGAUAGUUGUCAAUGUUGGUGCAUUGUGUGACGAUGGAUGGUCCAUCACAUUGAAUGUGAUUUUUGUGCAUAGUAGUUGUCAGGGAUUCUACUAGAAGACACGGGUGUAAUUUUAUGAUUUUAAGAUCCUGCCGAUUAUGCAGGGUAGAACCAUCAGUAUAUUCCAUUAGAGAGGAUUGCAGUGGUCCUUUAGUGUUAUUAUUUCACCGUCAUUCAGCACGGAGUCAAAUGUUCCACAUUUUCUUGAAUUAAUUUUCAACCUUUUCGUCAUGGUUCACUCUAUAA